This is a messenger RNA of Spirometra erinaceieuropaei, 9386 nucleotides long. Lineage: Eukaryota; Metazoa; Platyhelminthes; Cestoda; Diphyllobothriidea; Diphyllobothriidae. The record is from the annotation of a GenBank genome assembly.
AUGCUGAACCAAUAUCCCUUUACCCUGUUCAACCCGGAGGAACCGCUGCCAAAAGUUCUAGUCAAAAGAGCAUCGAAGGAGCUGGGCGAGGUCCAGGGUCAAGUUAGUGCGCAUCUUGAGAGCUUCCGACGAUGGCUAUCCUCCAUGCCACAUCUCAAGUGUCGCACAGGUUGUCCUGAUGACUUCUUUAAUUGUUCUCAUUUUAAACUAUUAUUGUUUCAUGCAGGGUUAACCAAAGCUGGGGGAUUGUUAUUUACAGUGUAUUAGCUGAACAUCGUCUGCUAUGUGAUGACGUAAGGUGCACACGCCGUAACUUUGGGAAGCAAAAACCAACGGAAAUUGCAUUUUAUUCUUUUGGGAUUUUCAACGGUACUAGGGCUUUAGAAAGCAUUUCAAAAACUUGUAGGAAAAAAAUUACGUAAAUGAAUGAGGGCGACUUGUUACUGCGUAUGAAAGUAAUCAGGAGUAUCUGACCUAUCUCGUGAAAUGUUAACCGAAAUUCUGAAAGUUGUCUUCAAUUAGAAAAGAGUACGGGCGGUAAUAUUUAUCGUCGUGCGGAUACCCCAGUCACACUAGAAUGCCGGCUUUUGAUCGAGCUUCUUUCCAUCUGCCUGUAAAAAUGACCAGUGCAUUCGCAGGCGUUUUUCCCAUUUACUUUUGAUGUCCCUAUAAACCUAAAUUUGCUCCAUAGAAGACAUAUACAAAACAUUUGUUUUGUACUCAUUUGGUAGCGCAUAGCGUCUUCUCAAAAUUUUAUAAUUGAAGAUUGUGCUUGCUGGAUUUUAAAACGUUCAUAACUGCGAGAUUAUUUAAGACCACGAGUGUCCAUCCAUAAACCAUCGUAGCUGCUCAUUUAUUAAUGAUGCUUAUAGAUUUUGCGACAUGGUCCACAUCCAUUGCAGAAUUCCACGAGUGGUAUAAGACCUCUUCUUAAUAGCGCAUAAAUAUAUAUGAGUUUCUAUUUAAGGAAAACAUUCAAAUAGUUGUUUGCAGACCCUGAAUGCAAGUGUAACAUCAGUUCGAUUUAAAAAUUAUUCGCAAAUUGAAAGAAGUUUUGGAGGCCGAAGCAUAUCCUUUCUCCAAGUAUAAAAUCUAAAGAAUACAUACUUUUCUGCCAGUUGGACACGAGGAAUAAUAUUUAAGUGCCUGUAUUUUAUAAAAUAUACUUAACCUUAUAAGAACAUCUAAAAUAAAUAUAGAAAAUCCAUGCUUCGUAAGUGGUCGCUUUUUGUCGAGGGUUUUGUUUACAGGCGGCCGAAGAAAAUUUCAUUCAAAAGUAGUUACUUUUUCUGCAUCCUAUUCAACUGCCUACAGAGCAGCUGAGCUCUAAGUGUGCUUUCAAAGAGUCUUGUCUAAAUAAAUGCAAUAAAAAAACGUCCCUUCCUUGAAGCACAUGAAAAAAUCCCGCUGCAGGAAUGAAAUAUCUACUGAAUGAUAUUACCGACAAAGACAAGGGGGACUGGAAUGGCCAUUUCUGGCUUAUUAGCCGUCGUCAGCCAGCCAUACCCAAGCCCGAAGUGUGGAACACCCGAGCCUCGAACUCGAAACCUGUUGAAUUAGAAGUCAACGCCUCUACUCACCGGGCCACGAGCCCGUUGCCCUGUCGGUUUUUGAUCGGGAACAUACAAUGUUAGGGGGCGCUCACCGAUCGUUCAUACGGAACUCACUCGUCCCGUUGUGCCUUAAGGGCUUUCUCUCGAGCCCAAAGAGCAGCCGCGCAACGGCGCAUGAUAUAUAGGCAGAAUGAAAUAUCUACUAGCAUUUCGCAUCCUCUUUAGCCUUAUUUGUCUUAGUAAGUGCUAAAACCCUUCGGCGCUACCAACGUUUGGAGUCCGCCUGAGAAAGCAGAAUUUUCCUGUUUUAACCGCGCAUAAUUUGUUUUCUUCUGUAAAUGCCUCUUUCGGCAGACGACAUUUUCCUCUUGGCCUUUCUGCGACAUGCGAAGUUCAAUCACUCGAAAGCACAAAAACGCCUGGACAAUUUCUGCACUUUUCGAACAUCUGAAUCUGCUGGUGCUCCAUCGUGGUUCAACUACGAAGAGGACAGAUUAAAACUCCUUAUGGAAUUGUCUGACAGAAAGUGAGUUGAAAUUGGUUCGAGAAGCGAAAAUUGUGUGGAGAUUCUAUAGUCAGUUUAGCCUCUUGAUUUGGUACUCGCGACGACGCCUGUACGAAAGCCACACAUGUUUCACCUCGUAGGCCAUUGCGAUUUGAAGGGGUUUCACAUCUAACAAUCCAAAAGGUACCUAAAAGGGUCUUAUUUUAUUUUAAAGGGAGAGCAUUAAUGUCAAAGUACUGUGUAUGAUGAAGUGUUUUGAAAUAAGACGGACUCAGGUCAUUACCAUGUGUGCUUGUUUUCGACACAAAAUAUUUCAAUUAAGCAGCGAUAUUUCUACUCUAUUGAAAAUUUCAGGCUGAUCUCUGUGCUCGGCUUCACUCAAGAAGGCGUGGCCUGUAUUCUGAUGAAAGCAGGUAAGUUUGCUCUUUGAGACUGAUCAGGGUUUGUUUAGCGAAGUGGCCUCAGUACGCUAGUAAUCCACAGGAGCUGUACAGAGCCUGGCAUGCAUGGGGUGACACAUUUAUCUGCGACGGACGUAUUCAAAUAGGAGGCGGUGUAAUCAUCCUUGACCUUGACGGAAUUAGCAAAAAAGAAUUUAUGAAAUUUUUCGAUCCACGUACCGCCAAAUUGAGCACAGUAUAUUUGCAGGUAAGUAAUUUCUCAUCAUGAACGGUCAGGUUGGUUACUUGACCUGGUAAAGACACAAUUCUUAGUCCUGAAUUGCUCAGAAAAUACAUACUCAUGGGACUCGAUUUGUCAGAAUUAAGGAGGCGAUUACUGGCAACAGUACUUUAUUCACCUGAGAAGGAUCCGACUGCUCUUCAGAUUUAAGCUUAAGUGCCUCUAGACCAGUCAUAUUUCCCACCACGGACGCGUAAACGGGCUGCAGUCAAUAUUAUCAUUAUAGAUGGGCAGGCAAUAUUUGUUGCAACGAUGGUGAACUAAAAUAUUUCAGAAACAGAACCUAGGAUCUGGCACACUUAAGUAAUGUUUCACUAUUCUGGUGCUAGCAGUUCAAACAAAUUUGUUUCGCUCUCGCCUGUGUCUCUGGAUUUUGGAAAAUAAAGUAUUUCGUGAACGUCUCAAUAUCAUUUUUUGAAUGAAGCAAUCCAACCUCCAUCGUUCGAGAAAAUAUUGGAAAUCAAAAUCAUUUGUCUUCGGCUAUCCGCAGCCCAAUAAACUGUUCCUUUGCUUGGUGAAGUUACUCAAAUUGUCACUAUUUCCACCACAGCAAGUGUGGCUGUGUUUCUCGUGCAUGGUAUUUCGUCUGUCAAGAAACACACAUUCACUGUCUCCCCUCCCCUCAUAGUACAACACCAUUCAUCGUGUCAUGUCUUCUUGAAGGUAUCAUUAACGUCAAAAGUAUUUGAUGCAAGAUAAUGGUGCAAUCGGCUUUCCAGCAAAUGUAGACUUAGUACAUUAAUUUACUUUUAAUGAUUUUUCCCUUAUGUAAAGUCGACCAUCUUCACGACCUACGAGAACCUUUUUAGCAGUGCAAAAGUUUACAACACCCUUUCUUAGUUUAUUUUGCAUCUCCAGAAGGUUGCUUCCGUUCCUACUAAUGAGUCGAAAGGCGUUAGGGUACAUACGUCCUUGAAAAUAGGCUGGCGGUUAUCAUUUAAAGGGGGCUUAUGAAGAUUGACAGAUCCUCGACUCACACACUAACCUUAAUGAUGGAUUUACUUCUAAGUGAUUAAACGACGAAAUGACUGACAACACGCGGGAAUCGCCUACUGAAUUUCUAAUACAAACAAUGCUUAAUGGAUGUUAUCUACACAGACUGGAGUAAAUUGAACCCACGAAUUUAAACUCGUAAAUCCACUCCUGCUUUACAGGCCACGGCGCUCGCACAAACGCACAUAUUCUAUGCUCAUAAAUUAUCGUUGUUGGCAGACUAGGAUGAUUAUGCUGUGAGAAUGGCCUAUGGACACCACCAGACUUGAUCGAAGUUGCAGCCAACAGUCAAUCUUUUUAUCCAAACUGCAGUCUAUGUUCUCAGACUCGUCUAUCUAACGUCUGCCUUCGAUAUUCCACAACGCCGUAAAGCCAAACGGAGUGGCAAAUCUAUCAACCGAUGAAAAUUCAUUGCGCAUAAAUGAUCUAUCUCCAUUCCCCAUCUUCAACCCCAAAUAAACGGCCACCCCAAUAAGCCGAUGACUUAGUUGACUCGAACCUACCAAACAAGAGGUAUGCUUCGACACAGCUGGCAUCAGCCCGAUGUAAUUCCCUACAGAACUGGAUGUCAUGCUUAGAAAACGAAGGCAACAUGCAAACAUAAGCGUUUCAUUGUCAUCCACCGUCUUCUGAGGAAGUGGGCGGCUUUAAUUUACCGCUUUCAUCACCGUGAAAAAGUUGAUACACUUGCUGGCGUUCCUGAGUUAUACUGGUCAGAGCGCUAUUAAAUUAAUUAAGAAUGCUUUCAAGUGAACUCAGACACUAGUAUUGGACACUACUGCGUAAACGAGAGAAACAAAACGAGGAGACGACGAUUCUGGUAAAUUCGGUGUUUUUGAAGCGUCCACAAUCAUAACCGUCCAGCGCAGGCACCUUACUGGAAUGAAAAGCGGCCAAACAAACAAAUCCUUUCUACCUCAAGUAAGUAAAUUAUGGCACAGAUAGACUUAUUUUUUCCGAAUUAGAAAUAACCUUGACUUGAGGUUUGGGCACAACAUCGGUAUCAUCUGAAUUGAUCUGUGCUGUCGAUUUCAAAUGUCAUGCUGUCUACCGCCUUAGAAGAGUUGUAGAUUUACACACUGUCCAUUCCCUGGACUUAAUCGACUUGUUAUAAUCCACGCAUAAUUUUGUCCUUGAAUUUACUGAGAAAUGGGACGAUAUGAUAUAACAAGCGAACUGUGGUCUGUUAUCUCAAGGUUUUCAAAUUUUAUUAAUUGAUCCUAAUUAUCCAAAUGUAGCCGGAUAUUAAUUUAGGGGAUAUGAGUCACAAAUUGUUUUCGCAACAGGUUCUGGAGCGAAAAUGAGUUAUGCUUUGAAACGGAAUCCAGGAAACUCAAUUUGCUGUUUUGGGCUGGCUUCUAAAUGGAAAAUUAUUGCCUAAAUUAAGCUGUAAAGGCGAGUGAAAGAAAACCUUAACCUCAGUUACUUAAUACACUCUAGGGCACCGGAGUUUAGUUAAGCGUCUUUUCGGUUAGAUUUUGAAUAACUGAUUCGUGUGGCCCACGAUCCCCUCAACUAUGAUUGUUCUUUACGAAAGGAACAACUGGAUCCAUUUCUAUUUCUGUAUUUCCCAAACAUUGAGAAAUCGCCUAAUAGAGUCAGGUGAAUUUGCGGGGUUAUGUUUCGAAACAUGUGGUUGUCACUAUUUUCUUAAGUCGAUCGUUUUUUUUUCCAUCGGAACCAUAUUUGAUGAAAUGAAAACUUCCUACAAAAUGAGUGUAAGAGAAGACUACUCCGUGCGUAAUUUGAAAGUAAUAGGGUCGUAUUCAGACAGAAACAAAAUCCAUUCAGUGUUGUGUAACGCCUAGUUGUUGAAUAUUUUAAACGGAAUUAUAAGAAAGAAACAGAAAGUUUUUUAUAUUUAAGGUCAAAAUUUUGCCGUGUAAGAAACGCUUUAGUUUGCAUUCCAUGUUGAUAAAUUUUGUCCAUUCACGCAGAUGGCUUUCUUCCGCUAGAAAGCUUAUUAGUAAAUGUCAUGUAAAAUUUCAUAAAUUUUAGUGCUAACUGUAUUUAUAUUAUCACUUUGUACCUUGACCCCUAUGGAAUGCUGAUUGCUAGGGUUACCAGGCACAGGUACACGGGCUCUUCCUAGGUAAAAGGCAGGUUCGACUAAAAGUCUUGCCCUUAAUUAAUCGCCAUUUAUGAAAGGAAUGCUCACGCAAAAAUUCAAACAUAUCAACUAAUUUAGCCUGCUUGACGAAGACUUUUGCUCAAGCACAAACCACUUUCAAAUGUCAGCAUUUCAGUCGCAUGGCAGCGUGAUGCUUGACCGCAAAUUUGCACUGAUUUCGUCUCAGUCAGUGUGUUCACGGACAAAAAACACUUUUUGUUGCCCUAACCAGCAGUGGACAAUACUGCUUUUAAAUCGCAGCUGCAUUGUUGUAGACUGUUUUCUAGUAAACGAUGAUAAUAUGUACUAUCGGAGGCCCAUAGUGACAAUGUUUAUCCUGACAUUCUGUUUUGAGCAACCAAGUAAUCUUGCAUUAUUUUUCGAAUUGUGCAUUCUUUCGACUAACAGGAUAGAACUAACAAAGACACGCAAGACUGAGGAAUUAAACUGAUUUAGGCUUGACAGAUCAUUUUCAGCAAUUUGUUGUUCUCUCUCUUGUAAGUUCAGCAAAUCGACUUCAGUCCACAGUGUAGAUAAAGUGUUAUUUACUCCCAUCACUGUGUCCUACGUAGCUGACUUAAUUAAAAAAUCUGCGUUGAUGAAAGGUUUGAAGGCAACGUGAACUCUGAAAUUACUAAUGUUAGUAAGAACUUUAUGAAGUAUGUGCAGUAUGGUGGAUUUGACGAAGUACCACAUCACACUAACCCAUAUGAUUUUUUAGGAAGCUUUGCCCUUUCGCAUAAAAAAGCUGGUCUUCCUGAAUAUGCCAAAAUUCUUUGAAGUCUUUUUCAAGGCAGCAUCAACGUGGCUCAGUGAGAAGAUAAAAUCAAAGGUAAGAAGCAUUUCAUUAUGUUAUGCGUUUUCUAUCAGAACAAUAAAGGCAAGGUGGGGGGGGGGGGUCACAGGGGAUACUAUUUUUGAGGAGUGAUCGCGGCUACGUAUUCCUCAGAGGUACUUUUCAAAUAACCGCGUGCGUCAAAUGCUAGCCCUUUAGGAGAGGUAAAUGUGGGGCGUUUUGGCGAUACAAUAAGCAACUGUGGUCACAAGUUGUAGAAGUUGAUACCUGCAAACGGUUGAUAUUCAAACUCUUGUACUAUUUAAUAUCAUCAGGGAAUACUCAGUUUGGAGUUGGUAGAGGGAAAACAGGGUUGAUAAAGCUGACUGUUAUAGUCACGAAUAAGUAAUUAAACCUCUAAGGCUGGACACAUGUGCUAAAACCUUGCAGUGUUUUAUUUUUUCAGAGUUCUACCCAAAACAUUUCGGAUACGAAAGAUCACUAAACUACAACACCGCAUAUUUCGAAUGCACUUUGGAUCCGAAGGCGUGCCUAAUGACGUUAUGUCACAUAGGCGGACAUGAUAAAACCUGUCUGAGUUUAAAUCUAAAAAUAACCUGUUAAAGUUGUCCAUGAUUAGGACAAAGCCUGCUACCACUGUCACUGUAUGGCUACAAUGCUUUUUUUCAGUCGUUAAUUGAGGCAGAAAUGAUGCCGUUACAUCUAAAUGAGUGUGAUCUUCAACGGUUUAUUGCAAAAGGGACGAGAGCGGUUAUUUUGCUUCAGGACGCUAUUUGCAGGCCAGUCACUGUUGAACAUAGGCUUUUCAUGGAGUGCUCAUUCAUUUUGGAGAUCAGUCCCAACCGCUCUCUAAGAAAAUUUUCAUACUCAUCUCUGGGUUUGUUUACCCAACGAUAAAAAAUGGAAAAACAGAUGAAUCACAGGUUUAAUAAGAGUAUGGUGAAAAAAUUCAGGACCCUACGAUUGAUACUGGUAAUUUUAAUACUUCCUCGCAUUAAUUAAACAAAUUUAGUGACCAAUCCAAAUAAACAAACCACCAUUUAGCAUACAUUUUAUGCUAGGAAAGAUUUCGCCACCUCCGUUUCCGGUUGAUGAUCUGACACGUAGUUUUUGCAUUAUCGUUCAAGAAGUAUACUCUCGCCACUGUGAAUUCUCGCAAAGAAUUCAACAUUGCCGUUCUCAACAUUGCCGUGUAGAGAAAAUUUUAGCAAAGUGGAGCCUUUUUUCCUACCCACAGAUAUUAUUUCCACAGAAAGAUUUGAAGCAACUUUAUGACAGCGUACCUGGUCUAGAAGAACUGAUGCCUUCAGAGUACAAAGGAAAGAACUGUUCGUUUGACGAAAUUUGUGGUAAGCAUUUUUUUGAAAGAUUCAUGAUUUUGAGUAGCGUCCUACUACCUUUGAAAUUCCACUCAAGCAGUAUUAGUCGUAAAUGAUGGAUGAAACUGCACUGGUCAAGCUACUUAUUUACACACAACUUAACUAUCUGAUUAACAAUGGUUUGUGAGACAAUAACCGCUAAUUUUACGCAAAAGCGCUGGGGAUAACUGGAGAUCUGAGGUAACUCCAAUUAAAUUUCGAAUUCCACAUUAUUUCACCGACUACAGUUAAUUCAAGUCAGUUAAUUAAAAUGUCACAACGGAUCUUCCUCAAAGAUGUGUAACAAUACAAUUUAUUCGUGGAGAGCCUAAAAUUUGUUGGAUAAGGCGAAAGCAGAAAAUCGGAGAGCGCCAUUUUGGCUGAGAACUGCAUGCUCUGCAUAAGUAGAUAUGCAAGCAGUGAAGAUUACCAGGUAAGAAGCAAAACAUGCUACGGGUAGUUUGCCUCAAACGCCCAGCUCUUGUAAAAGGCAGCAGACUUCGAAAAGUCGGGGCGUCAAACACGUGCUACAUCCAAGCAAUCAGCCUAAAACGGAGCCAGUAGAGAGCUGCCCAGCUACACAACCAUACCACUGAGAGUUUUCGGCGAUGGUAACGGUAAAUUCUGCCCAACAUUGUCAGGAACGUGGAGAUCUUGUUCAGACGCCCUGACAAUUACUGAAAUACGUAACGAUCUGAGACAGGUGUAAUUACACUUUGAAUGCCAUUUUACCUUGCCGACUGCCGAAAAAGCUAGUGGGUUACUAAGAAGGUCACAAUUCACCUAUUUAGCAUAUUUAGGCUAAACCUUUACCUAUAGAAAUCUUAAAUCUUGUUGUAUAAGGUGAAAAAGAGACAUUCCAGUAGCUUUAACCCACUUUGAGUUUCAGCUGAAAAUCGUGGAGUAUAAAUGACCACGUAUGAGGCAAGGCAUUUUGUUAUGUGCCCAAAUCAUUCACCGGGCCGCACGUCCAUAUCUUACAAAAUGAAGAAGACUAUGAAAUAUCUGAGUGCCAAGAGCGCAUUACACGCAAGUAAGUAAGAAAACACCAAGCUAAUGAAAGGUUAAUUGGCCAUACGACCCUGGCAAUUACAACGUUAUACACGUCCAGCAUAACAACCUUCGCCAGUUACCCAAACAGGAUGAGAUCGUGAGCGUUGCCUAGUCAUCCGCGCCGAUUUGGACUAACGCUGGAUGUUCUUUCAUCCUUUUAGAAAAAAAUGUCAAGGAAUUCUCCGCAAUGCCGAAGCACUGUCUGGACUUUGGCAUAUCCGUGGACGAAUCAAAAAGGCCUUCCACUUCAAAGAAUCUGAUGCGUGCCUAUAAAGACCUAUCUGCGGAGGUAAUGGGAAUCAGUGGAACUUACGUGAAAGUCGAAGAUGAGAUUUAA